This is a messenger RNA of Funneliformis mosseae, 1583 nucleotides long. Lineage: Eukaryota; Fungi; Glomeromycota; Glomeromycetes; Glomerales; Glomeraceae. The record is from the annotation of a GenBank genome assembly.
AUGGACGCAAAAAAAGAAAGAAAGACGACUACUGAAAAAAUACUCAGAAAAAGUUGCAAUAAUUUUCUUCACGAGUACUUGUUGCAAAGAAAGAAUGACGCUUCUUUUGUAGAAAAUUCCCAGACUGAACAUAGUUGGUAUUUAGCUGAGUUAAAAGAACAGCGAAGGCUUAAUGUACAAAGCGCGGAAAUCGCCUUUAACACGUUCGAGGUAGACUUUCAACAAGCAAGAGUAUUCGCUGGUUAUUCUUGUGAUAAUCCGCUGGUUCAGUUGAAGACAUCUCAACAUAUUUGGAAGAGUGAUAAGAUAUCAGAAUGGAACGUCUAUAAAGUAAAAGAGAGCAUGAAUAUUCCUGAUAUCCAUGAACAGAAGGGGCAAUGCACCGAACCAAUUGCAGAAAACAAUCCGUUUUUUGAUAAUAAUAUUGAUGAUGAAUCACUGAAUUUGUGUGAUGAUAAUUCAAAUUGCGAAAUAUCUAAGGUAGAUUUGGACACAGAGAAGCAAAUAUCGCCAAGACAUUCCACUCCAUCACCACUAUCGUCACAGCCAGAAUUGGAUUUCGUAUCUAGGAACAAUCAUGAAUUAGACUCACUUUUAGAUAAUAGACAUGUUGACUGCCCAGCCAUUAUCAAUAAUCAUCUAUUUAAAGAAAAAUCACUGGAAUUAGCAAAUAAAGAAGAUUACUGCGGAAUAAUUGCAAUUAUCUUAAUACUAUAUAGAUCCUUAUCACACGUUCUCUUAUUGAAGCCUAAACAGCAUUGUCCGUUAAUGUUAGAGGUUUUUAGUGGAGAUUUAUUAGAAAUCAUACAUAAGGACAUAAUAAAGAGAUUUACCAAGCAAGAAUCGGAAUUUGACGAAAAAACAUUAAUAGAGCUUAUUCGAAUUAUCAAGCUCCUGCAACGAAAUGAGAUUGAUAGAGACAAAGCAGUUUCAGAACUGCAAAUUCUUGCAGUUGAUCGCUCUUAUGGGGAACGCGCAAUUCUGAAGGUAAUAAGAAACAUUAUCGAAAGAGUGUCAAGAAUCACAUUAAAAAGCCCUAUUGGAGAGGUGGAGCUUUAUACUACUUAUAUUGAUCCAAUUCUGUGUCCGCUUUUCAGCAACCCUAAUCAUGCUAUCUUGGGCUUGAACAAAGGGCACAGUGAAGCGAAAGUUCAAGAAGAGGCGAAUAACCUUUACCUCUUUUGCACUGAUCUCAUCCGGAUAGCGGUGUUUAAUAAGAACGCAAUUGAUUUUUAUAACAUGAAUUGUAUGCUCAGAUUUCAGGUCGUCGAAGUUAGUCACGUUGAUGCGCCUAUGUCACUUAAAGAGGUUCCUACCUUCCUCACCAGUCUUGAUACGCUUCUCAUCAUAUCUAAUACAUUUUGGGAUAAUUGUAUUAUUUCUACCGAAAAUAAAGAACCAAGCAGGCGAAGCACUCUUGAAACACCAAGUUUUAAAGAAAUGGUUUCAAAGAAAGCAUUGAAGAAACGGUAUGAUCAUUAUAGAUCAUUAAAUCAUGGUGAUCAGUCAUUAGUUGCCGAUGACGUACAGAAACGCUUCCAAAAGACAUUUCAAAAGAAGCUCUUUGAAAAAGAAACUGAAAG